Messenger RNA from Molossus molossus (Pallas's mastiff bat), 1510 nucleotides. RefSeq names its product leukotriene B4 receptor (gene LTB4R). Gene Ontology annotation, molecular function: leukotriene receptor activity; complement receptor activity. NCBI's taxonomy places the organism in Eukaryota, Metazoa, Chordata, Mammalia, Chiroptera, Molossidae. Gene Ontology annotation, cellular component: plasma membrane. The transcript has 2 exons. The record is from RefSeq and is a predicted model, not a curated record. Gene Ontology annotation, biological process: phospholipase C-activating G protein-coupled receptor signaling pathway; complement receptor mediated signaling pathway; positive regulation of cytosolic calcium ion concentration. Bases 279 to 1316 code for a protein of 345 amino acids.
GAGGGUCUUCCUUCUUGCUGGCUUCUUCUGGAACACAAAGACUAUCCUUCCUCCUAGUGAAGGGAGGGGUAGGAGUUCAGCCCCACCCUUAGGAAGAUGUGUCUUCCCCCUCCCCUGCACUGUGGUACUUCCUCUCUGGCUGACUUAGCUGACACCACCCAGACCUGGGGCCAGACAUCUGGCACUGGGACAGAUCUGGGGAUAGACUCCACCACUCUGUCCUGAUCCUGAGACUGGCACCAGCUUCCAACCAGUAUCCAGCAAAACCUAUCCUUGCAAUGGCCACGAACUCUACUUCUCCUGCAGCACCCUCCUCACUGGGUGUCAUGGCUAUCACCCUACUAUCAGUGGCUCUGGCUGUGGGGCUCCCGGGCAACAGUUUUGUGGUGUGGAGCAUCCUUGUAAAGAUGCGAACGCUCUCUGUCACUGCCCUGCUGGUGCUGAACUUGGCCCUGGCUGACUUGGCCGUGUUGCUCACUGCCCCCUUUUUCCUCCACUCCGUGGCCCGAGGCACCUGGGUUUUUGGAGUGACAGGCUGCCGCCUGUUCCACUAUGUUUGCGGAGUCAGCAUGUAUGCCAGCGUCUUGCUUAUCACCGCCAUGAGUCUGGACCGCUCGCUGGCGGUGGCCCGCCCCUUUGUGUCCCAGAAACUGCGCACCAAGGCUGUUGCCUGGUGGCUGCUGGCAGGCAUCUGGGUGGUGUCAGUCCUCCUGGCCACGCCCGUCAUCGUAUACCGCACCGUGGUACCGAAAAACAACGGGAGCCUGGUCUGCUUCCCCAAAUACGGCAGCGCAAGAGAGACGGCCUUCCAUCUGCUCUUCGAAGCGAUCACCGGCUUCCUGCUGCCUUUCCUGGCGGUGGUGGCCAGCUACUCCGACAUCGGGCGCAGGCUGCGGGCCCGGCGCUUCCGCCGCAGCCGCCGCACCGGCCGCCUGGUGGCGCUCAUCAUCCUGGCCUUCGCCGCCUUCUGGCUGCCCUACCACGUGGUGAACCUGGCCGAGGCCGGCCGCGCGCUGGCGGGCUGGGCCCCAGGGUCGGGGCCCUGGGGGCAGCGGCUGCACCUGGCCCGCCGAGUGCUCAUCACGCUGGCCUUCCUGAGCAGCAGCGUGAACCCCGUGCUGUACGCGUGCGCCGGAGGCGGCCUGCUGCGCUUGGCCGGCGUGGGCUUCAUCGCCAAGCUGUUGGAAGGCACCGGCUCCGAGGCGUCCAGCACCCGACGCGGCGGCACCCUGGGCCACACGGUGCGGGGCGCCCCCGCCCCUCCCGAGCCUGGCCCAGCCGAGAGCCUCACUGCCUCCGCCAACCCCCUGGAGUGAAGCGAACUGAACCAGGCCUGGGGAGGGAUGGUGGUGGAAGGACACUUUUUUUUUCCUCCUGGCGGAAGGCCCCAGGCUGGCCUGACCCAAUUCUGCACCUCGAGAAGGCGUGUGGGGGUGGAAAGGAAGAAGAGGGAAGGGAGGGGUAAGUAAGGGCAGAGUCAGAGCCUGGGCAGCUUUGCAAUUAAAAAUGA